AUGGUUGGCAAUAAAUGCGUUAUCGUCCUGUCUCUUCUAGCCAUAUCAGGUGCUCUCGCAAAAAAUGGGAAGCUCAGAAGAGAUUGGGAGCCAAAGUAUCAACAUGACCCCAACACAACACCAUACUGUAGCUGGUGGUACGACAAUGAUGGGUCAAUUACUUGUAAAGUAUACCAGCUAAAUCCUUCUAUCACCGAGACCUGUGGUAAUUUCUUCAAGGAAAGGUCUUAUUGCGUCGAGGCAUUCAAUGAACCAAAGGAGACAAUGAGCUCAAGCCAAACACCGGUUCCAACAAUUAACUUUCUGAGCGUGUAUCCAAAUAUGCUUAGUUGUGAUUAUUCCUCGGCUUUCCUACUCUUUUAUACCACCCAAUAUACUGGUGACCCAGAGUCCUUCUUCUGGCACUUGCUAUCUCUCUCACCUUCAGGACAAGGGCUUGGCCUCUUUCGUUGCAGGUUAUAUUGUCAACCUCCAGCACCCUGUCCGAGAUCUCAUUUGAUUGCUCUCUUUCAUUCUCUCUAUGCAUUUAAUAGAAGAAUCGCAUAUAGCUCCACGAAAGCAUACUUUCAAUCUCCUUCCUUUCUUUUGAUAGGCGGAUGUUUAUCUAUUACAAUAGUUAGCUUGAGGGUUUUCAGGAUUCUCUUGACCACCUACAAUGAUUUCUUGUAG
Molecule: messenger RNA, 669 nt
Organism: Microsporum canis CBS 113480
Lineage: Eukaryota; Fungi; Ascomycota; Eurotiomycetes; Onygenales; Arthrodermataceae
Exons: 6
Coding region: 1-669 (222 amino acids)
Source: RefSeq, a predicted model, not a curated record